CUGGCGGCAGUGGGGGACGAACAUUCGACGGAGGAAGCGAAGAAAGUCGCUCAAAGAUUCGUCGGUCGAUUGGAGAAAUGUGAAUGUGGGCGCUGCUGCAACUUGUCAUCACCAUCCAUGCUCGACGAACAUCGCGAGUCCAUGCGUGCACAGGAGAGUCGGUAAUAUGGAUGAGUUGCCGGCCGCAGAAGGAAGCGAUCGAGUGCCGUGGUAGGACUGCCGGGUUGAUGGAGUGAUUCGCGAGGCGAGGGAGGAAGGGAGUCGGUCGGUGGGAUCGAUCGCAGAGCGCGCGGAGCAAUGCCAUUGGACAUUCGGGAAUGGAGUGACAAUCCGACGAUUCUCCGCCUCGGAGUCUCCGGCAUUUGGCAUUCGGCAUUCGGCAUCCUCUUUCCUUCCGCCAUGGAGUUGAGUGGAGGGCUCCCAGACCGGAACAGUUCCAGCCCUGCUUUCUGCUAGGACGGCCAGGUGGUGCUCGAGACGCGCAGCCAAAUAUCUGCCGUUUUGGCGGGGAUCGUGAAUCGAUGACAGAUUUUGCGCUACAGGAUUUGGAGCUCAUCACGGACGAAUAAUUCUGUGCAUUGUACUGGAUUGCGUGUGCUUCUUUUGGCCCUCGCGUUUCCGGGGAAGAGAGGAAAGGGCCUAGUCCCUGCAGGCCGCUCCGGGUUGAUCGUGGAUCAGGCGAAAUUUCUCUAGCCGCGAUGGUUCGCUUAAUGGCGGAUUCGAUGUUACUCUGAGCCUAAAGGAGUACGGUGGAGUUGAAAUUUUGCGUUGGUCGGGAAGGCCAGGACGAGAAAGUGGAGUUACCGUAUACGAGGAGCAGCGAGCAGAUUUUUAGGUGGUUUUGCGUUCAUUCACAGUUGGGGAGUAAUAUGUACUUGGAACAAUUGGGUAAUGAAUUUGGGAGUCGCUUUUUCAGCGGGCCGACUUGAAUCAUCUGUAGGCGAUUUCUUUAUUUCGAAUGCUCGAAAUUAUUCGGUCUACUUUAAAAGCAGGAAUUGGAAGUCAACAGCACACCCACCUCAAUGGCUAGGACGAUUUGAAAAUAAGGAGGUGAAAGCUAUGUUGGGCAUGAAGUUGCAGUGCUCGCUUUUAACUUUCCUCUAUCUUUAAUUUUAGCACGGGAUACUGCCUGCCGAAGUCAUAUGUCAGAUCACGCAAAUUUUAAACAUGGGCAUCUGAAGUCAUCAUCAAUGAAACUUAUUCUUUUACCAGCGUCAGCUCUGGAAUGUUUUGAAGGCAGUCGUGUGUAGGUUUUGGUGUUUUUUUCUCGGAGAUGUUCUAAGUUUCAAUAUUCUCUACAGUUCAAGGUAGAGUAGAUGCUUUGGAAAGAAUAGCUUUCGCAAAAUGUCAGCCCGAGGAAUUGCCAGCAACGGAGGAUCUCUAGGACCUCUUGUUCUGAACUCAAUAUCUGUGGAGGAGCGUGCUGCCAGAGCUACGUACGAAAAAGCUGAAGCUGAGAAACGGCUCCUUGAGGCUGAGGUUCGGUUACGAGAAGCCAUUGCAGAACUUCACAAGAACCAAAAGAAGAAGGCUACGUACAGUACGCUAUUCAGCGGGAGACAUCCCCUUUGCCAGCAUGGCGAUUCGUGCGUGGCGAAUUCUGUGGGAAGUCUCUGUCAAAGCUUCAUGCUGGCCUAUGGUGUGCGAGUCGGAAUAGGAGUUCUUCUGAGGGCCUUCAAGCUAGCCAGAAAGCGGCCAUACUAUUCGUUUUUGGACUUGAAGCUUCUUUUGGGCGAGAACAAUUUGAUCGUCCGGGAAGAGGCUUGUCGCACAGGCUUACUUUUUGGUGGCUUUACUGGCUGUUUUCAUGCAAUCCGAUGCUUUCUGCGGAGGAAAAGUGGAACGGACUCUCCUCUGAACGUGUUUUUGGCAGGUGGAGUAGCAGGAUUAUCUAUCCUUGCAUUGGAUGACUCUCAAAGAAGACGCACCUUCGCUCUCUAUCUUCUGGCUAGAGUUGCCCAGUGUGCCUACAACUCAGCCAAGGCCAAAAACAAGUUCCACUUUUGGGGCAGUCAGUGGCAACAUGGAGACACCUUACUGUUUGCUUUGGCCUGUGCUCAGAUCAUGUAUGCGUAUGUAAUGCGGCCAGAGACCUUGCCAGAUUCUUAUAACGAGUUCAUUGUGAAAACUGGACCUAUAGCAAGGCCCGUCUUGAAAGCAGUACGUGAGAGCUGCAGGGGUGGGGGCAUAGACGUUGCCUCUCUCGCAGCAUUUGUGACCAGUAAGACUGGAUUGCCUAUGUUCGGAGUGCAUGCCCAUUCUCCAAUUAUACCUUGCUCAGCCGUGCACCCUGACACGGCUUCCUGCCUUGCACAUAACACCAGAGCAACACGGGCAACAUUCAAGAAAACUUUUCCGCUUUAUUUGUCACUCACUUUUGUGCCCUUCGUCGUCCUGAACAUUCAGAAGUUCAUGGAAGCCCCGAUACAUACUUUUUGGAAUGCUCUAAAAAGUGCUGUACGUUCAACAAGUUUCUUGUCUGCCUUUGUGGGCGUCUAUCAGGGCGUCAUCUGUGUCCAAAGAAAACUUGUUACAAAGGAUCAUAAAAGUGUCUAUUUCUUUGCUGGAGCUAUAGCUGCGUUGUCAGCUCUAUUGGAAAAGAAGAGCCGACGUUCAGAACUUGCUCUCUACACACUUCCUCGUGCCGCAGAUUCUCUUUGGUAUACGUUGGUGAACCGGCACUUGCUGCCAGACCUUAAGCAUGCUGAGGUGGCUCUCUUUUGCCUCUGUAUGGGCGGAGUAAUGUACUACCAUGAAUAUGAGCCAGAUACAAUGGCUCCAUUCUUGAGAGGCCUGAUCCGACGGUUUUUGAACAGGACUGGGACUCCAGAUCAAACACUUGAUUCUUCCUUAAGACAUCAGCCAUCUAUAGCCGCAGAGGGUUCUCAAGAGAGUUCUACCCACCCUUCAUCUCAAUACUCGACGCACGAUCAUGGAUCGUCAGCUCGCUCGCUAAGUCCCAAGAACGCUCAACCAGGUCCAGACCCGGCAGACGCUGCAGCGAAGCUGCAAGCAGAAGCUUUUGAAGGUCUCUAAAUGAGUUUUCAAUUCUAUAGUUUUAUGAUUCCUUUGAGGUACAAGAGUGAACAAGAGCAGCGUAUAUCCGGAUUUAGGUUUUAGGUUGGUCAUCGAACAACGGUCAGGUUCCUGGAACGGGAAGGAAGUUAUGUGUAGCGAUUAUCCGAAUCGUUGCAUGCAAUACCCUAACUUGUCGAGUCAUGGCAACUUGUACGUUCAGAUGCAACUCACCCUUCAUAACAGGAUGAAUGGGUAAGUGGAGGUGCUCUUACGAACUAUAUUAGAUCGUAUCCCUUUCCUUUUAUGUGGUCAGGAUUAUCCACUUUGUCCUCACCUCCUGUGUCUUGAAAAGCGUAAGCUUCAUUCUUUAUAAACCUCCAUAGCCCCGGAAUUGGAAGGUAGUCGAAAUGUUCUCCUCGAGACGAAUAUGACCCGACUCUCUUUGAGUGCAGAAUGGAUGGUUUUGUGUGCUCCAGCAACCUUUUUUCAAGUACCAGCUUUCAAGAUAUAAUAGGAGUUGAGUGGCCAGUCAAUAACGCAGUAUGUCAUGGUUGAGGCAUUUUACAAGAAAGUAGAUGUCAAAUUUUGUGCAUGUACCUUUUCCUCGUUGCUUGAUGGGGAAGCUCUAUUGACCAUGGAACAGCACAAUUAUAGCGAUGACAUUUUGGUCGGUAUUCUGCUAGCUGAAUGAGAAUUCGUUUAGUCUUGAAACUGAAUAGCUAGGUUUCAGAGGACGUUUAGUGUGGUGUUAUGUAUCAAAGUGCCGUGGUUGACCGACUGGAAGUGCUGUACGGUCAAUGAAGCCUUUUCUCAGUGGCUGCUCCCCUACUGUAGCUCAAAGAGCCAAAUGGAUGAGGACAACAUUAGUCCUCUUGUGUCCACACCAACGCGUACUAUCGUAACUUCAUGAGUACAUCUGAAAGCAAGUAGAUUGUGCUGCAGUCUUUUACUUUACAUUCUGCACUCAGAGAGCGUGUUC
This is a messenger RNA of Marchantia polymorpha subsp. ruderalis, 3997 nucleotides long. The record is from the annotation of a GenBank genome assembly. NCBI's taxonomy places the organism in Eukaryota, Viridiplantae, Streptophyta, Marchantiopsida, Marchantiales, Marchantiaceae.